AGCGGAGCGGACUGCGCAGGCGCCUUGCUCCGCGGGGCGGAGGCGGCGGCGCGGCAGGAAAGAUGGAGGACUACCAGGCUGCGGAGGAGACUGCGUUUGUUGUUGAUGAAGUGAGCAACAUUGUAAAAGAGGCUAUAGAAAGUGCAAUUGGCGGUAAUGCCUACCAACACAGCAAGGUCAAUCAGUGGACCACAAACGUCGUCGAGCAAACUCUGAGUCAGCUCACCAAGCUGGGAAAGCCAUUUAAAUACAUUGUGACCUGUGUCAUCAUGCAGAAGAAUGGAGCUGGGCUACACACAGCAAGCUCCUGCUUCUGGGACAGCUCCACCGAUGGGAGCUGCACCGUGCGGUGGGAGAACAAGACCAUGUACUGCAUCGUCAGCGCCUUCGGCCUGUCCAUCUAACGCCCGCCCACCUGCGGCCGUUCUCUUUGUGUUUCAGCGUCUCUGCCCCAUCUUCUACCACCAGCCAUGAAUUCAGUCAACACCUUUCUUGUUUUUUAAGUGUUUUUUGUGGCACUCUCAAAAUGUAGAGAAAAAACCAAAAUGCCUGCACUGCUCCAUGAAUUAUCGAAGUCGGCGGGAUAUUCCUGGGGCAGUCAGAAGCUGUGUUGCCAUGAGUCUUAACUCUGAACAUUUCUUUUCAAAGGUGCUAAAACUGAAAUCUGCUAGUGUGAAACUUUCUCUACCCUUUGAAGUGAUUUAAAUACACUAAUUUUCCAUACUUUAUACUUUUGUUAGAAUAAUAAAUUAUUCCACUUUGAA
Molecule: messenger RNA, 764 nt
Organism: Loxodonta africana (African savanna elephant)
Lineage: Eukaryota; Metazoa; Chordata; Mammalia; Proboscidea; Elephantidae
Gene: DYNLT1
Product: dynein light chain Tctex-type 1
Exons: 5
Coding region: 63-404 (113 amino acids)
Biological process (GO): microtubule-based movement
Cellular component (GO): cytoplasm; cytoplasmic dynein complex
Molecular function (GO): dynein intermediate chain binding
Source: RefSeq, a predicted model, not a curated record